Messenger RNA from Clarias gariepinus (North African catfish), 7752 nucleotides. Its product is annotated as voltage-dependent T-type calcium channel subunit alpha-1I-like. The transcript has 35 exons. Gene Ontology annotation, molecular function: voltage-gated sodium channel activity; low voltage-gated calcium channel activity. The record is from RefSeq and is a predicted model, not a curated record. The coding region runs from base 37 to 6399 and encodes 2120 amino acids. Gene Ontology annotation, biological process: calcium ion import; neuronal action potential; membrane depolarization during action potential. Gene Ontology annotation, cellular component: neuron projection; voltage-gated sodium channel complex; plasma membrane. Lineage: Eukaryota; Metazoa; Chordata; Actinopteri; Siluriformes; Clariidae.
UUAACUGUGAGUCGUACAUGGUUUGAGCGAGUGAGCAUGAUGGUGAUCCUGUUGAACUGUGUGACCCUGGGAAUGUACCAACCGUGCGAGAACAUCGACUGCUCCUCGCAACGCUGUCAGAUCUUGCAGGCUUUUGACGCAAUUAUUUAUAUCUUCUUUGCCGUGGAGAUGGUGGUGAAGAUGGUGGCUCUCGGCAUCUUCGGUCGCCGCUGUUACCUUGGCGACACGUGGAACCGACUCGACUUCUUCAUCGUCAUGGCAGGGGUUGUGGAAUACUCUCUGGACCUUCAGAACAUCAAUUUAACAGCCAUCAGGACAGUCAGGGUUCUGCGGCCGCUCAAAGCCAUCAACAGAGUCCCGAGUAUGAGGAUCUUAGUAAAUCUACUCCUGGACACACUUCCAAUGUUGGGCAACGUGCUCCUGCUCUGCUUCUUUGUCUUCUUUAUCUUCGGCAUCAUCGGCGUGCAGCUGUGGGCGGGGCUUCUGCGAAACCGCUGCUAUCCUGAUAAGAAUUUUACGCUAUCAUCAGGAAUGGCCCUGCCUUCUCCCUACUACUCCCCUGAUGAGGAAGAUGAACGGCCCUUCAUUUGCUCACUGCCCCAGGAUAACGGAAUCAUGUCGUGCACCGAUGUCCCGGCGCGGCGUGAGGGAGGCCGCGAGUGCUGCUUGGACGUGGAGGAUGCCCUUCACUUACAGACUCUGGGCCUGGCAGGUGAUCCUCUCCUCAAUGCCAGCAUGGGUGUUGUGCCAGGCCUCUGUGUCAACUGGAACCGCUAUUACACCCAGUGCCGCACAGGCUACACCAACCCACACAAGGGGGCCAUUAACUUUGACAACAUCGGCUACGCGUGGAUCGUGAUCUUUCAGGUCAUUACUCUGGAGGGCUGGGUGGAGAUCAUGUACUACGUCAUGGAUGCACACUCCUUCUACAACUUCAUCUACUUCAUCUUGCUAAUCAUAGUGGGCUCUUUCUUCAUGAUUAAUCUGUGUCUGGUGGUCAUAGCCACUCAGUUCUCAGAGACAAAACAGCGUGAACACCAGCUGAUGCAGGAGCAGCGUGCCCGCUGUCUGUCCUCCAGCACAUUAGCAUCACUGGCAGAGCCGGGGGACUGUUACGAGGAACUCUUCCAGCUCACCUGUCACGUGCUGCGUAAAGCCCGACGACGCUCUGCUGCCUUCUUCAGGGCCUUGAGACCACGCCCAUGCCAGGCCACGCCUAGUCAAUCACAAAGCAACGUCAAUGGCGGAGAACGGAGUCAGAGGCAACAUCAGGGCUCCCAGUGCCACCAUCACACAAAGCCUGAUCAUGCUUCUCCUGAAGGUUCACCUCCCGCCUCCGAGGACUGUCCACACUGCGUGGCCCUGUCUCUCAGAGAUGGUGCAGUGCCGGCAGGGACAGCGGCCAAUCAGGAGGCAGAGGACGGUGCUCAGGAGGACACAGAUGGACAGAAUGGCCAAUCAGGAGAGCAGAAGGAAAAGAGGGUGUAUAAGGGGAAAUGUAAGGAGCUGUGGAUGGAGAUGAGGAUUAAACUGUGGGGAAUCGUAGAGAGCAAAUACUUUAACCGAGGCAUCAUGAUUGCCAUUCUCAUCAAUACAAUCAGCAUGGGCAUCGAACAUCAUGAGCAGCCAGAGGAGCUGACAAAUGUCCUGGAGAUCUGCAACAUCGUCUUCACCAGCAUGUUUGCCCUAGAAAUGAUCCUAAAGUUGACUGCCUUCGGUUGCUUCAACUACCUGCACAAUCCUUAUAACAUUUUCGACGGCAUCAUCGUUAUCAUCAGCGUGUGCGAGAUCGUCGGACAAUCUGACGGUGGACUGAGCGUGUUGAGGACGUUCAGGUUGCUCCGCGUGUUAAAGCUGGUGCGCUUCAUGCCCGCCCUGCGCCGGCAGCUCGUGGUCCUGAUGAAAACCAUGGACAACGUGGCCACGUUCUGCAUGCUGCUCAUGCUCUUCAUCUUCAUCUUCAGUAUCUUGGGAAUGCACAUAUUCGGCUGUAAGUUCAGUCUGAAAACGGAUGCUGGAGACACGGUGCCUGACAGGAAAAACUUUGACUCUCUUCUUUGGGCCAUAGUGACUGUUUUCCAGAUCCUGACUCAGGAGGACUGGAACGUAGUGUUGUAUAACGGCAUGGCCUCCACCUCUCCUCUGGCAGCGCUGUACUUCGUGGCACUCAUGACAUUUGGAAACUAUGUGCUUUUUAACCUACUUGUUGCUAUUCUGGUAGAGGGAUUUCAGGCAGAGGGUGAUGCUAAUCGGUCAUAUUCAGACGACGACGGGUCAUCUUCCAACUAUGAUGGGAGUGAGAGACACAUGGACUCUCUCCAGCUCUCUGAUCCUAAACUGUGUGCUUUGACUCCUAAUGGGCACCUGGAGAUGAAUCCCAUCGCAGGUGGAAGGAUAAAUUUGGAAGAGGAAUCUCAUGAGAGCAGUGUCACCAGUCUGGGAAAGAGCAGCCUGGAGCAACGAUCUUUCUGUCAUGGCCGUAGUUCCCUGUACCGCCACUGGGGGCGACCCCACCCCCAGUCAGCAUGGAGUCGCCGCUCUAGCUGGAACAGCGUGGGUCGUGCCACUCGGGGCCUGGCAGUAGGGGGCAGCCUGCGGGUCCGGGGUCCCCACUCCCACCCUGCUGAGCGGGAAUCUCUCCUCUCCCCACGCCCCCAACUCUCACAUCACCCACCCCUCCUUUCCCGCCGCUACUCCCUUCGCCGCGAUCGGCGUGCCCUCUCACUCGAGCUCCCCGAGCAGCUCCAGCUCCCUGGACCCCCACUACUACAGCACCCCCUUCUGAUCAGGAAGAAAAGUGUGUGUGGGGAGCAGCAUCACCACGAUUGUAACGGAAAAGCACCAAUGCGUCAGAGAGCGCUGCUGAGCGAGGUUUAUCCCCAACUCAAUGCUCGGAAAGACAAACCACACCUCGAUGAGGAGACAGACUAUAGCCUAUGUUUUCGGAUCCAGAAGAUGAUGGAGGUGUAUCGCCCAGACUGGUGCGAGACGAGAGAAGAUUGGUCUGUCUACUUGUUUUCCCCUGAGAACAAGUUCAGGUUAACUUGUCAGAAGAUCAUUGCUCAUAAACUGUUUGAUUAUGUAGUGUUGGCCUUUAUCUUCCUCAACUGCAUCACAGUGGCCCUUGAAAGACCAAAGAUUCACCAAGGCAGUCUGGAGCGAGUCUUUCUCACCAUCUCUAACUAUAUCUUCACGGCCAUCUUCGUGGCUGAGAUGACGGUCAAGGUGGUUUCUAUGGGUUUGUAUCUGGGAGAUCGGGCGUAUCUGCGCAGCAGUUGGAACAUUCUGGAUGGUUUCCUGGUCUUUGUGUCUCUAAUUGAUAUAGUUGUGUCGAUGGCAGGAGGGGCCAAGAUCCUUGGUGUGCUACGUGUCCUACGGCUACUCAGAACCCUGCGCCCCCUCAGGGUGAUUAGUCGGGCUCCUGGACUGAAACUUGUAGUGGAGACCCUCAUUACCUCUCUCAAGCCUAUAGGAAACAUUGUGCUCAUCUGCUGUGCAUUCUUCAUCAUCUUUGGCAUCCUCGGAGUGCAGCUCUUCAAAGGGAAGUUCUAUUAUUGUGUUGGCCUGGAUGUCAAGAAUAUCACCAAUAAGUCAGAUUGUCUGUUGGCUAAAUACAAAUGGGUUCAUCACAAGUAUAACUUUGACAACCUGGGGCAGGCUCUGAUGUCUCUGUUUGUUUUGGCCUCUAAAGAUGGCUGGGUCAAUAUAAUGUACCAUGGACUCGACGCAGUGGGAAUAGACCAACAGCCGGUGACCAACAACAACCCGUGGAUGCUGCUGUAUUUCAUCUCGUUCCUCCUCAUAGUCAGUUUCUUCGUGCUGAAUAUGUUCGUCGGCGUGGUGGUGGAGAACUUUCACAAGUGCCGGCAGCACCAGGAGGUCGAGGAGGCCAAGCGGAGGGAGGAGAAGAGGCUCAGGCGUAUGGAGAAGAAGAGACGGAAGGCUCAGAAGUUGCCAUACUAUGCCGGCUACGGGCACGCCCGCUUGAUGAUUCACUCUUUGUGCACCAGCCACUACCUGGACAUCUUCAUCACCCUCAUCAUUUGCAUCAACGUCGUCACCAUGUCGCUCGAGCACUACGACCAACCAAAGUCUCUAGAAACUGCUCUGAAGUACUGUAAUUACUUCUUCAGCUCCACCUUCGUGGUUGAGGCCACACUCAAGCUCAUUGCCUUCGGCUUCCGGCGCUUUUUUAAAGACAGGUGGAAUCAACUCGACCUGGCUAUUGUGCUUUUGUCUGUGAUGGGCAUCACUCUGGAGGAAAUCGAGAUUAACGCCUCACUUCCUAUAAACCCCACUAUUAUUCGGAUCAUGCGGGUGUUAAGGAUCGCCCGAGUGCUGAAACUGUUGAAGAUGGCCACCGGGAUGCGUGCUUUGCUAGACACGGUAGUUCAGGCAUUACCUCAGGUGGGAAAUCUGGGUCUGCUGUUUAUGUUGCUGUUCUUCAUCUAUGCUGCUCUGGGUGUAGAGUUGUUCGGGGAACUGGUAUGCAAUGCAGAUUACCCGUGUGAGGGGAUGAGUCGCCAUGCCACCUUCGAGAACUUCGGGAUGGCCUUCCUGACACUUUUUCAAGUCUCAACCGGUGACAAUUGGAACGGGAUCAUGAAGGACACACUGCGCGAGUGCCCACCGGGCGACACCUACUCCUGCAAUGGCAGUCUGCAGUUCAUCUCGCCCAUGUACUUUGUGAGUUUUGUGCUGACAGCUCAGUUUGUACUCAUCAACGUGGUAGUUGCCGUGCUAAUGAAGCACCUGGACGACUCGAACAAAGAAGCGCAGGAGGAGGCGGAGAUGGACGCCGAAAUCGAGCUAGAGCUUGCACAGGGAGGGCUCUGCUGCCUGGGUGGGCUGGCAGCCGCUGCUGGGCCGGGUAUCGGGAUUGGAAGUGUAGGUGGAGGAGCUGGCGGAGGCGGCGGCGGAGGUGGAGCUGGAGGAGAGAGGCCAAGCCUUGAUUGUGGAAGCAGACAGGCAGCCAUGGUGGGGGCUCACGUCCAUGCCAGCCAAAGCGGGUACACCCCUCCGAGUGGAGGACAUGAAUCACACAACCACAGGAAGCUCUACUCACCUGCACAGGAGAACCUCUGGUUGGACAGUGUCUCUCUGCUGAUUAAGGACUCUCUGGAGGGUGAGAUGCAGAUGAUUGAUAACCUGUCAGGAUCUGUCUUUCACCACUACUCCUCCCCGGUGGUGUGCAGAGGGUGCAGGUGCCAGCCAACUGAGAUCCGAUUGGCCGAGGUGGAGCAGGCCUCUCUGAUGUCAGAGCAGCUCUCAGACAAGUCGUCUUCUCCGGCACUUCCUGAUGACCUCAGUCUUGAUGACCACAGUGUGUACCAGCUAGUUGUGAGAGACAUCAAGGAGGAGAGAGGAAGUAGUACCUCUCACAGCUUAGAAGAGCUUCAGGCCGCACCGGCGGAAUGCAGGGCGUCUCAUUCCAAGAGUCGAGCUUUCAGCAUGGGGAGCGAGGCAGGGGAUAGGCUUUCAAACGCAGGCUUUCAGAGGCAGAAGGAAUCAGCAUGUCAUCACCAUGUGCCAUCUCAUAGUCCAGCAGAUGGUGCGCGAGGCAGCAGUAGUGGCAGAAGAGACAAGAGGACGCCCUCUUCUCCCUUUCAUCUCCCUGCAGAGUUCUUCCACCCAGUCACAGCCGUGCUCCAAGGAAGCCUAGCCUCGGGUAUGGUGCGAGCAGGGCGACAUAGGCUCACUUCGCCUGCCUCAUGGGCAUCUCUUAGGUCACCUGGAGCCAACAGCAGGGUCAUGGGCUCACAGCAACCAUCCCACAGUGAGUCAUCAUUAGCCACAGGAAGCUCCGAAGUCAGCCUGCAAACCAUGCUGGAGGAAGGCAUCAACUUCAGGGUACCUCCUUACAGAGACCGGUCUUUACCUCAUCCCCUGCUUUGCCCUGUACCUGAUGAAACCCUCUCUUCCUCGGAUCUCAGCCCGAGACUGCACCCUGACCGAACCAGCCUCCCCGAUCAGGCCACCAGUGGCCACCAGAGGAGUCAAAGCAGCUGCGAUGGCAGCCCCAGGCAUAGCUGCAACAAGCUAAACUCCAUUAAACCUCUGGAUGAGGACACAGGGUCAGGAGGAGGAUCGAGUCAAGCAUUUAACAGCGAACAUUUAUCAGAGACUAUAAGCAGCCUUUCCUUAAGCUCGCUGCUCAUGCCUGGCUCACUUGUGCCACCACUGGCUAAAAAGUUUAACAGCACUGGGAGCCUAGAACAAGGCAACGUGUUGGCGCGAAAUAAAAAUGGACGGCACCUUAGUAGCACUGACGAGCAUCAGUGCAUUUCGAACAUUCGGACAAAAGAGGGAGAUGAAGGGGAUGGGGAGGAAGAGAUUGCAGGUUUGGGGGCCAAAAGCUCCAGUCAAACAAUGGACACCAGCUCUCGGAAAAACAGAUGAAACGCGUCAAUCGUGUUUUUCUUUCUCUCUCUCUCUCUUCUGAAUUGCCUCUCUGUUGAGAGUGGGACUCUUCUUAGUCUUUCAUUCGUGACACAUCCGUGUUUUGUGUAGCCCUGACGGACAGGUCAAGCUCACGUGAACAGGACAGGUAGUAGUUACGAGGACCAGAAGAAAAGUUAAAUCUACAGAGAACCAAACAGAGUUGGCUGUUUAGUUGGGCAUUAAUUACAAAUAUGAAGCAAAAUACAGCUAAUAUAGGCAGAUGAAAGAACACGUGCAAGAACAUCUGUAGAUGAAUGAAAUAGAGUCGUUUUCAUGGCUGUCUAGAUCUCCCAUGAAAUUUGACUCAUGUCGAACCUCUCUCUAAAUGCAACGGGUGACAUUUUAGGAAAGAAGCCUCAUGGUGUCUCUUAUAAUCUAGGACUUUUAAUGUAAGAUGACUGGUUUUUAUAUCAUUCACAAACAAGGUAGCAAUGAUUAAACUUUUAGAAGCUUCCCUUAGUAAAUCAACGAAAAAGUGGUGAUUCUUUUCUAGCUGUGACCCUCAGUAUUAGAUUUUUGUCAAUGUGUAUGUAAGUUUCUGUGUCAGGACUUAAUUAUUCUUAACUUUAAAAAAGGAGGGCUAAUUUAAGAUUUAGUAGCUAGAUUUCAUCAAGACAAUAUCUGGAGCAUAAAAAAAAAAUUAUAAUAAUCAGACAUCCGAUUCUCUGUUGGACAUGAUGGGAUAUUCUGAACUUUUAGCUCUGGGUGGAUAAAUGUACAAAAAAACAAAACAAAAAAACAAAAACAGUUGAAUAUGCAGAAAGCCGAAAGGGAGAAUAGUCUUUAUGAUUGUCCACUUGUUUGAAUGCGAUUUGUUGAGAUUGAUACAGGAGAGCUAAUGAGAAACGAUGGUAUUGUACCAUAAAGAUGUCAAAAAUGAAGAAUUUUAUUUAUUUUUACAAAUAGUAGAAAUCCAAUCUUCCUCAUCCACAUUGUAUGUUUUGUAUCUACAUUUCUCAUAACUGUUUCCAAUUUAAGUGCAAUGCAAAGUAUCUUCAUUCUAAAAAAAAAAAAAAGUAGGAUUUGUUAUUUCUUUUGACUUGAUACCAUAAUAAAAAAAAAGUUAUUCAGGGGUCCAAAACAAAUGUCUUUCAGGAAUUUUAGAAUAUAUUUAUUUAUUUAAUAUUUAUUUUUAUUUGCAGACUGCAUGUGAUUUAGAUUUCUCUUACAGGAUGUAGUCUACCUGCUCUAAAAAGCUCUACCUGCUUAUUAUUAUUAUUUUUUUGCACGAUGUAACUAUAUGAUUUCCUUUUGAAUUCAUUUACGUGUUCUAUUUUAUUUAUUUAUAAAUGUUAUUUUCAUCACGAUCAA